CCGGCGGGGAUGGAGGACUCGGCGGCGGCGGCGGCGGCGGCGGCGGAGCGGCUCUGAGGAGGGGACAGCGGGAUUAGAGUUCUCCAGAAUACCCAUCAUAUAGCCCCUGAGGUGGAAUGGUGAUGUCUCCAUGAGGGAACCUCCUCUCACUGAUCGUGUCAUGUAUAUCAACAGUUCUUGACUGGGCCCUUCGUCCGAGAUAGGAUUUACCCUGUGAAACAGGGAGAAGACUUAUGGACUCUAAGCAUCAUUUCAAGUUAUAGUUUUCUUGAAAGGACAGACACAGCUCUUGUGCUUUGGAUCCUCUGCUUUAUUAAAGCUGCUUGUGUUGCUAAUCCAGAACUGUUCCAGUCUAUUGACCCAUCACCAUGGCUUCAGUUUGGAAGCGACUGCAGCGUGUGGGAAAACAUGCAUCCAAGUUCCAGUUUGUGGCCUCCUACCAGGAGCUGAUGGUUGAAUGUACAAAGAAAUGGCAACCAGAUAAACUGGUGGUAGUGUGGACAAGAAGAAGCCGAAGGAAAUCUUCCAAGGCUCACAGCUGGCAACCUGGAAUAAAAAAUCCGUAUCGUGGUGUUGUUGUUUGGCCUGUCCCUGAAAACAUUGAAAUCACUGUGACACUUUUUAAGGAUCCUCAUGCAGAAGAAUUUGAAGACAAAGAGUGGACAUUUGUCAUUGAGAAUGAGUCCCCUUCUGGUCGGAGGAAAGCUCUUGCUACCAGCAGCAUCAAUAUGAAACAGUAUGCGAGUCCUAUGCCAACUCAAACUGAUGUCAAGCUAAAAUUCAAGCCAUUAUCUAAGAAAGCUGUGUCUGCCACUCUCCAGUUUUCAUUAUCGUGUAUCUUCCUUCGGGAGGGAAAAGCAACGGAUGAAGAUAUGCAAAGUUUGGCUAGUUUGAUGAGUAUGAAGCAGGCUGACAUUGGCAACUUAGAUGAUUUUGAAGAAGAUAAUGAGGAUGAUGAUGAGAAUCGAGUGAACCAAGAGGAAAAGGCAGCAAAAAUUACAGAAAUUGUAAACCAGUUGAAUGCUCUGAGCAGCUUAGAUGAAGAUCAAGAUGACUGCAUAAAGCAAGCAAAUAUGCCUUCAGCUAAAUCAGCCAGUUCCUCUGAAGAACUUAUCAACACACUUAACUUUUUGGAUGAAGCACAGAAGGAGUUGGCCACUGUGAAUACAAAUCCUUUUGAUGAACCUGAUGUAACAGAAUUAAAUCCAUUUGGAGACCCUGACUCAGAAGAACCAAUCACUGAAACAACUUCACCUAAAAAACCAGAAGAAUCUUUUUAUAAUAACAGCUGUCAUCCCUUUAAAGGCGCCCGGACUCCACAAUACUUGAACCCAUUUGAUGAACCAGAGACUUUUGUACUGAUAAAGGAUUCUCCACCCCAGUCUACAAGAAGAAAAAACCUAAGACCUGUGGACAUGAGCAAGUACCUUUAUGCUGAUACUUCGAAAAGUGAAGAAGAAUUAGAUGAAUCAAAUCCUUUUUAUGAGCCUAAGCCAACUUCUCCAAAUAAUUUGGUCAGUGCAGUUCAAGAAGGGGAAAUGGAACGGAGACUGAAAAGAAAGGCUCCAGCUCCACCAGCCCUUGCACCAAAGACUGGAGUAACUGAACCCACGGUUGUUUCUGCAGGGAGAGACCUCUCUACUUCUCCUAAGCCAAGCCCAAUACCAAGUCCUGUUCUGGGGCAAAAGCCAAAUGCUAGUCAGUCGCUGCUUGCGUGGUGCAAAGAAGUUACGAAAAACUACCGGGGUGUGAAAAUCACUAACUUUACUACGUCGUGGAGAAAUGGUUUAUCUUUCUGUGCAAUCUUACACCACUUCAGGCCAGACUUGAUUGACUACAAGUCUCUGAAUCCUCAAGAUAUUAAAGAAAACAACAAAAAGGCUUAUGAUGGAUUUGCCAGCAUUGGAAUUUCCCGUUUACUGGAACCUUCUGAUAUGGUUUUAUUAGCAAUCCCUGACAAGCUGACGGUUAUGACUUAUCUCUAUCAAAUAAGGGCACAUUUUAGCGGUCAAGAACUGAAUGUGGUUCAGAUAGAGGAAAACAGCAGCAAGAGCACGUAUAAAGUUGGAAAUUACGAAACAGAUACAAACAGUUCUGUGGAUCAAGAAAAAUUCUAUGCCGAGCUCAGCGACCUAAAGCGGGAGCCUGAAGCACAGCAGCCUGCCGGUGGGGCCGUGAACCUCCUGUCGCGGGAGGACUCCGUGUUUGUUACUGAGAGCGGAGUGAAAGAGUCAGAAAGUGAACACCAGACUCCACAUGCUCGCCUGAGUCCAAGCACAGCCUCCCCUUACUGCCGCAGGACUAAAAGUGACACGGAGCCUCAAAAGUCCCAGCAGAGCUCAGGAAGGACUUCAGGGUCUGAUGACCCUGGGCUAAGUUCUAGUACCAGUUCAGCCCAAGAGCUGGUUUUGUUAGGCAAGAAGAGGCUACUAAAAGCUGAGAACUUAGAAUUAAGUGACUUACAUGUCAGCGGUCAAAAGAAGGAUGUGUCUCCACCCUCAUCUUAUGAGCAAAAGCUUCAGACUGUAAAUACCAAUAGUGACUUGGAAGAAGAGAAAAUGGAGAAUUCCAGAUCCGUAGAAUGCAGAUUGGAUGGUGAAUCAGCUAUCAAAAAGCCAAGUUUGUCCCCUCCUUCUACUCUUGGAUAUUCAUACAAUAGAGAUACAGACUUUGGGAAAAAAAUAUGUGCUUCUCUGAGGCAGACAGAGUCGGAUCCAGAUGCGGACAGAAACACUCUAAAUCAUGCAGAUAACUCCACCAAAACAGUUCAGCACCGAAUGUUAUCCAGACAAGAGGAGCUGAAAGAAAGAGCGAGAGUUCUGCUUGAGCAAGCAAGAAGAGAUGCAGCUUCCAAGGCGGGGAGCAAGCAGAGCGGCAGCGCAGCCCCUCCGCCCUGCAGCAGGCAGCUAAGUGAUCAGCAAGAUGAAGAGAGACGUCGGCAGCUGAGAGAGAGGGCUCGUCAGCUAAUAGCAGAAGCUCGAUGCGGAGUGAAGAUGUCAGAACUUCCCAGCUAUGGUGAAAUGGCUGCAGAAAAGUUGAAAGAAAGGUCAAAGGCAUCUGGAGAUGAAAAUGAUAAUAUUGAGAUAGAUACUAACGAGGAGAUUCCUGAAGGCUUUGUUGUAGGAGGUGGAGAUGAACUUACUAAUAUAGAAAGUGACCUUGAUACUCCUGAACAAAAUAAUAAGUUGAUGGACGUGAAGCUGAAGAAGCUCUUAGAAGCCCAGCCACAGGUGGCCAACUCGCACUCCAGUGCUGCCCAGAGUACUGUGCCUGAUACCUCAGAGCAAGGAGAAAAGGAUGUCGUGGAAGAUCUCCGGAGUGACCGAUUACAAAAGGCAACGGAACGUUUCAGAAAUCCUGUUGUAUUCAGCAAGGAUUCUACAGUCAGAAAAACUCAGCUCCAGUCUUUCAGUCAGUAUGUUGAGAAUAGACCAGAGAUGAAAAGACAGAGAUCAAUCCAGGAAGAUACAAAGAGAGGAAAUGAGGAGAAGGCAGCGAUAUCUGAAGCUCAGAGGAAGCCAUCAGAAGAUGAAAAAGGGUUCAAAGACACCAGUCAGUAUGUUGUAGGAGAAUUGGCAGCACUAGAGAAUGAGCAAAAGCAAAUUGACACCCGUGCCGCGCUGGUGGAGAAGCGCCUCCGCUAUCUCAUGGACACAGGAAGGAACACUGAAGAAGAGGAGGCCAUGAUGCAGGAAUGGUUCAUGCUAGUUAAUAAGAAAAACGCUUUGAUAAGGAGAAUGAACCAGCUGUCCCUCCUGGAAAAAGAACAUGACUUAGAACGAAGGUACGAGCUGCUGAACCGGGAACUGCGGGCGAUGCUAGCCAUCGAAGACUGGCAGAAGACCGAGGCCCAGAAGCGGCGGGAACAGCUCCUGCUGGACGAGCUGGUGGCCCUGGUGGACAAGCGAGACGCCCUUGUCAGGGACCUGGAUGCCCAAGAGAAGCAGGCCGAAGAAGAAGAUGAGCAUUUGGAGCGAACUCUGGAGCAAAACAAAGGCAAGAUGGCCAAGAAGGAGGAGAAGUGUGCUCUUCAGUAGCCUCAGGCCAGCUCUCUCCCAGCAUUUUACUCGCAGGUCCCCAGGCCAGGAACAGGCUGAUUUAAAACUUUCUAACAUUUUGUUUGACUGGAUUGUACUGCUGGACCACCACCCCUUUCCAACUCUCCAGAUAAUACACAGAGCUCCACAGAGCUUUAAGGACUCUUUGUGAGUUAAUCAUGAAACCAGUUUUGAAAUCAUGUGAAGUAGAUUUGCACAGACACCUUGUGGAUGACUGGUAAUGAAGAUGCUCAAGAAGAAACUCCAGAAAAAAGGCUUCGCUCAGCAUCUCCCUUCUGUUUGGAUGGGAUGGAAAUUUGAAACAUGUUUGUUAUAGUAUUGUUGGUAAUAGCAUAAUGACAGUGGGUGGGGGGCAAAGGGGAUAAGAAAAUGUCAUGAAUGGUUUUUUCCAGUCCUGCCGUAUGUAAGUGACGCUGUGACCUGAAUCUCAUAGUUAGAUCAUAUUCUGUGUAUUGACGAGCGUGUGUUCCAUUUGCCAGUCGGGUUGUUCGCAUUUCCCUUAACGACUGUAAAGUUCCUGUCUGCUCUCCUCAGAGGAUGGGAUGGCCUUUUAAGGUAGCCAGAGACAAACCGUGUGGCUUGAAGGGCGAGCUGCGAGAAUGGGUCUGAUUGCCACGGCCGUGCAGCAGUUUACAAAGACAGUUGCACCAUCUAAGGACGCGCCAUCUUCUCUGAAGAAUUAUUUAUUACAUCCUGCUUGGUUCCUACAUUUUGUUGGGGCUCAACAUUGGCUCAAGAAUGCUGUUACUAUUUAUUCUGUAUUGAUAAAAGUACGUCUUGGCACUAAGUAAAUCCCCCGUUCAGAUCUUCUCUAGCAUAGCACCGUGUUUUGUGAAAAUGGUUAUGUUUAUUUAUUACAAUACUGAGUCAUAUAUAAAUUUUCAAUAAAAGCAGAAACUUUCUUAC
This is a messenger RNA of Psammomys obesus (fat sand rat), 4964 nucleotides long. RefSeq names its product EH domain binding protein 1 (gene Ehbp1). The coding region runs from base 369 to 4037 and encodes 1222 amino acids. Lineage: Eukaryota; Metazoa; Chordata; Mammalia; Rodentia; Muridae. Gene Ontology annotation, molecular function: protein binding. The transcript is spliced from 25 exons. The record is from RefSeq and is a predicted model, not a curated record.